Molecule: messenger RNA, 468 nt
Organism: Trichoderma harzianum CBS 226.95
Lineage: Eukaryota; Fungi; Ascomycota; Sordariomycetes; Hypocreales; Hypocreaceae
Exons: 1
Coding region: 14-226 (70 amino acids)
Source: RefSeq, a predicted model, not a curated record
GACAUAUCCAUUGAUGUUUAUUUGCCGCAGCCUGUACUAUACUCAUAUAGCAUUGGAUGAUAUUCAGAAUCGAGCUUCUGCGUGGCCUGACGUCGUUUCCGGGAUCUACGCGACUUCUCCCGAGUCACGUGCAGCUCUCCCAUCUCCGCAAGCUCCCGCUAAAUCCCAGCGACCUCUCCGGCGCUCUCAAGCACUGGAACAGCUCAAAAAAAACAGUGGGAAUUAGUGGACGUAGUGGCUCCCCAUCCCUCAAAACCUGAGGCACCAAGAAAGAAAAAAAAAAAAGUUGCCGCAGCCCAGGCACAGAGCACCAAAAGAGGAAGAAAAAAAGCCCGGCGCUCCGCGUGACGGGCUGGCUGGCCAUGCUUUAGCCGGGGAAAGUCUCCCAAGGUUCGGCAUCACGAUUUUCACAAAACCCUCAGCCUGUCUCCAUUCCUCUCCCCCCCCAAACCUUUGUCCGGGUCCGCC